AUGAAUCCGAGGGGCUCACAUCGUCGGUCGCCCGGCGUAACAGAGCAACCGGCCCCCCCACCAAAUGUUCCUCCACGAUCGAUAUCGCCCGCCGUGGGUGUUGGUACGAACCGACCGGUUGCGCCGCGUGCUGCUGGCUCGUCGAGAUCGAUGCAGCCAGUGAGCAGCGCAGGCGCGAGUGGGAGCAGGAGUGACGGGACUCGACGGGCCAACUCGUCAGGAAGCACCAACACCUCGGUUCCGCUAUCGCAAAUUGAAAAGAGCGUCACACACCUUCUCGUCGCCACGAAACAACUUUUGGAAACACUUACACAAUGGUCGCGAGGGAACGCCACCGACACUCAGGUGUCCGACGUCUAUGUCCGCCUGGGGUACGAAUUCAACAUGGCCUGCCGAGCAUUUACUGCAAUCAACGUCGACACAUCUGACCUGGGAAAUGUCCCCGAGCUGCUGCGAGAAAUUUUGGAGUCUACUCUGAGCCAGGAGGCUAGUGCCGAAAGCCUGGAAAAGUACCUGCCCAAAAUCCGCGAUAUCAUCAUCAACUUACUGCACGGGCUCAAGCGGAAACAGACGAGACUCCGACAGAAGCAGCAGAGGGAAAGAGAUGGCCUCCCCCCUGGUAGUGAAGGCAGUGGUGAUGCGGGCAGCCCUCCAGCGGUUCCGGCCCGGACCACCAGUACAAGCACAACGGGGAGCGUCAACUCGGGCCUGACCAACUUAUUAAAUGAAGGCUUAGAAAACGGAGGCUUCCGGCCGAGCAGCCAGCGGGAUGAGGGCACGCGUACCAAUGCGACCGCAGCGCCAUCUCCUACUAAACGCUUUAUUCAGCGAGAGCACUCCCGUGGAUCCGCGAAUUCGGACCAGUCCAGCCUAUCCAGCAACACGAUGCAGAGCAUACCGGUGCUGCCGCCCUACCCAGGCGAUGAGACGAUCCCGUCAGGCCCGUCGGCAAGCGACCUGAGCAGCCUGGAUAACUUCCCCCCGCCUCCGCCUCCGCCCAAAGCAUCGCAGCAGAGCGCGCUGGCGGCUUUGCAACGAGGAGGUGAUUUAGAGCGGCGAGCAUCUCGGCGGUACUCGGCGUAUCAGAUCUCAAAGCACUUGGGCGCCCAGGCGCAGGGGAUCCCAAUGCUCCCGCCCCAGACAAGCCCGAUACCCAACCGGGGGAGAGGCGAAGUCAGGGAAUCGAUGCGGGCUAUGCAAGCGAGGGAUAACAACAUCAGUGGCAACAGCCUCCGGCACAAGCGGAAUAUGUCCAGCCAGUCGCGUGCCAACAACCUCGAUAGUACGUCGCCCGUCAGAGUCCCGAGCCGGGUCCCGGAAGAGCAGCAAGAGGGCCGUCCCGUGCAGUCGUCUGCCCCACGUGUUGAGCUCCCCGGGAUAGAGGACGAUAAGUUCCGGCCCAGCGCGACCUUGAAUGGGCCGCCGUUGGAUGUUUUCCCCGGUGGCGGAGAUGCCGAGGAGGAAGAGGAACCAGUAAAACCUGCAGCGUCAACGCCUGCAGCCGCUCCUGGGCCGACGCAGAGCCCAGCCACCCCACAAGACUCGACAACCUCAACAGCCCGGGCGAUCACCCCUGAUAAACCGCCGAGUGCCUUUACGGAAACACCGCCCGCGACGAAGGAGCUGACUCUAUUCUUGCAAUACAAGUCCAAAGUCAAGAAGUUUGUGCUCUCUGAAGGUUACGAGGAGCUCUCAAUUGGGCGUUUGCAGCUUGCAUUCAUCGAGAAGUUCUCAUGGAACACCCAGCAGAACGGAGCUGAUCUGCCUGAAAUCUACAUCCAGGACCCCGUAUCAGGCGUCCGCCACGAACUAGAAGACCUGUCCGACAUCAAGGACCGCACAGUGCUAGUGUUGAAUGUGGAACAGCUAGACGAGGUCAAGCGACACAUCGACGACGGCCUGGGCUCGAUCAAGAAGAUGAUGGUGGAGAUGAAGCAGAAUGUAGACGACCACGGGGCCGCCCUGCAGAGGGUCUCGGAACGGCAGCAAGAAACAGCCAAGGAUGUGGCUCGGCUCGCGUCUGCCCCUCCUCCUCCUCCUCCUCCGCCCCCCGCUGCUGUCCCAGCAGCACCGGCACCAACGCCGGCAGCGCCCGCCGCCGUCGGUGCCUCUUCCCCCCGGCAGGUCGGAUCCACGUUCGCCUCGCGCAAACUCAGCGCGGGCCAGCUCUCUGAGAUCCAAAGCCUCCGCCGCGACCUAGCCGUGCUCCGACAAACCUACUCCAACUUCCAGUCCGAGGUCCAGGGCUCCAUGUCGGCGCUGCGCACCAAGGCAGCCAACGUCAAGGCGACCGCCGUCAAGGUGGCCGUCCCCGAUAUCGAGGGCGAGGGCGGCCACACGUAUGUCGUCAGCGGGCGUAAGCAGCUCAACGCCGACAGCGACCGGCUCGUCAACCGUGUCGACGACCUCCAGGACCUCGUCGAGGACUUGCGCAAGGACGUGGUGCACCGCGGUGUGCGUCCGCUCCCGCGCCAGCUCGAGGCCGUCACCCGCGACAUCACGCUCCUCACCAAGGAACUCAGCAAAAUGGAGGACUAUAUGAAGCAGGAGAAACCGCUCUGGACCAAGAUCUGGGAGAAGGAACUCGAAGACGUCUGCCAGGGCCGCGACGAGCUGCGCAUGGUCGAGGACCUCAUCGUCGACCUGCGCGAUGACCUCGAGAAGGCCUCCGAGACCUUCGCCCUCGUCGAGCAAGCGACCAAGGAGCAGAUGAAAGACGUCGGCGCGGGCGGCGGCGCGAACGGCGCUAAUGGCGCGAACGGCCCCUACGGACCCAACGCCAUCAUCGCGCGGGGCCAGUUCACCAAAGGACUGACCUCGAUCCGCGAGAAUGCCGCGCUGGCCGAUCCCAACGCUGCGAAGGAGGGUGUGCUGGGUGAAGUCCGGGCGUUGCAGCCGAAUCACGAGAACCGGUUGGAAGCGAUCGAGCGUGCGGAGAAGUUGCGGCAAAAGGAGCUGGAACGGCGGCGCGAGAAUCCGCUGACUAAGGAGCUGGUCAUGUUUGUUGGGGAGGGGAAGUUGAAGAAGUCGGGCGGGUUUGAGGAGGUGGAGAGGGCGAGGAAGGCGAAGGAUGAUCGGAUUCGGAAGGAGGUGUGGGAGAGGAUGAAUGGGAUUGUGGCGAUGGAUGAGGGGGGGGAUGUUGGUGAGGAAGAGGAGGACGGGGUGGGGGAGGAAGAGGAGGAGGGGGUGGAUGGUGAAGGUAGUGUUGGUGAUGGGGUAGAGAGUGGGGAGUAUGGGAGUGACGGGGAGGUUAACGGAAGUGGUGCUGUGGAAGUGUCUGCUGGUGGGCCGUAG
This is a messenger RNA of Dichotomopilus funicola, 3294 nucleotides long. RefSeq names its product actin interacting protein 3-domain-containing protein. The record is from RefSeq and is a predicted model, not a curated record. Bases 1 to 3294 code for a protein of 1097 amino acids. Gene Ontology annotation, molecular function: cytoskeletal regulatory protein binding. Lineage: Eukaryota; Fungi; Ascomycota; Sordariomycetes; Sordariales; Chaetomiaceae. Gene Ontology annotation, cellular component: cytoplasm; cell tip. The transcript is spliced from 2 exons. Gene Ontology annotation, biological process: establishment of cell polarity.